This is a messenger RNA of Plasmodium falciparum 3D7, 1557 nucleotides long. RefSeq lists its product as uncharacterized. The record is from RefSeq and is a predicted model, not a curated record. Lineage: Eukaryota; Apicomplexa; Aconoidasida; Haemosporida; Plasmodiidae.
AUGAAGCUUAAAAACAAUUACUCUAUAAAAGAAAACAUUUCCAAAUUAUAUGAUAAAAAAGAAAAAGGAAAAUAUUUAUUUUUAAGAAAAUGUAUAAAUCUUAAUAGAUACAAAAAUAAAAUAAUAAUAAGUGCAUUUUUCACAUUUACUCUUGAACUUUUCAUAUGUUUAUUUUGUAUCUACAUUUUUGUAUAUCCUAAUGAAUGUAAAUUUAGAAAAUUCUCUAAUAAGAAUACCAUUGUUCCUUUCAAAUUAACACUUAAUGUAUACAGAUGUUUAAAUGAAAAUAUGAAACAUUUUAAGGAACCUUAUUUAGACCUAUCAUAUAAUGUAGAUUCAUAUUACAACUAUAGAAAUACCAAAGAACCAUAUACAGAUCAAAUUCGUAAUUGUGAUUACAAAGACGAAACUAAUAUUGUAAAAUAUAUUGAGGAUCCUUAUAUUAAUACACAUUAUCAUAUGUCAUAUGAAGACGUGCCUAAUUUAAUAACGAAUUAUAAUUAUGUACAUGAAAAUUAUAGUAUGAACGAUGAAGAUCCAUCAUAUAUGGAAAGACGCCAUGAUAUACAAUAUAAUGACAAUAACAUCCUAUUGGAUGCAUAUGAUUAUAACCAAUAUUUGGAACCACACAAUAAUAAUAAUAAUAUAUAUCAUAGUAGUCAUAUUUCUGAUCCAUAUUUUAAUAUGAAAUAUGUUAAUGAAGAAUAUAUACAACUGUUUUAUGAUAUGUUAUAUAAUAACAACGAAUUUAUAUACGAUUUUUAUGAUUUCCAAAAUAUGGAUAAUAAUAUUACGGAAUUACCCAUUAUCGAUAAUAUCCAUGAAUAUCAAAAAAAAAUACUAUAUAAUAUGUAUACUUGUCAUGAAUCUAAUGAAAUAAUGUCAUGUGAUUUCACAGAUUAUGAUGAAGAGGAAAACAAUCUUUCAAGAAAAAAAUUGAUGGAUGAACAAAUAAGACAUAGAAUUAAUGAUCCUAUGGAUGAACAUAAAUGUAAAAAAAUAAAUAUAAAUGUAGAAAAACACGAAAAUUUAAAUGACGAACAAACCUGUAAUAUAUAUCAAAAAAAUACAACAUUAGUAAGGCAAGAAUUAGAAGACAUUUUUCAUGUCUUUUUAGAUAAAUAUAUAAAAAUGAAAUAUCUACAAAAAGAAUUAGAAUUAAUAGAUAAUGAUAUAACAUUAAAACAAUAUAAAUUAUACUUGGCAGAUUUCAUAGGACUAGAUAUAAGUAAUAAUGAUGAAAAAUAUUCAUUUACAAAAAAAAAAGAAAGUAUUAAAGAAUUAAUAAAUUCUUAUAUAAAAGAAGAAGAAUUAAAUAUGAUGAAAAAAUUAUUGGGUGCCAAAAAUUAUUAUAAAAAGACAUACUAUGAUACACUUUCUAUAACACAUAAAAAUAUAAAAAAAAUUAAAAAAAAAAAUAACAUAAAGCUUGGAGUAUCAAUCGGACUAACAACGGUAGCAUCAUUAUUAACCAUGUUUAUAUCUUAUUGGACAUCUCCUUAUGUUUUUCGAGGUAUAUUUUAUCUUAUAAAAGCAGUAUUUCUCCCCUCACAUUAA